AGUUUGUUUUGCACGAGGGCUGCAUAACGUACAGGGCUGUAUUGCGUGGUUAGCUGAAAACACCUGUUUAACGGCAGAGGCGAAUCAAAGACAGGGCUGUGCUAAUGAAAACAUCUGUUGUGUUUAUGACAAUGUCUGUUUUGCACACGAUUACAAAAUCUCUUCCGAAACGUUUAUCAAUAGCACAAGCGACUGGCAAUGGCUUUCAACCAAAUUAUUGCUGUAGUGUUACCACAUCACAUACAAAACCUAUAACUCCGAUAUCAAUACCAAUAGUACGCGGGAUAUGGGGCUAUGUGGCUGUGGCCUUCAACCAGGUGGAUAAGGAUCGUUUGUCACGGGUGGGUCCCAAUCGCCUUUGCGCCGAAUGGAUAUUAAAAAAUGGUGGAGGUGUUCGUUUCACUGAAAAUCCAACAAAACUGUGGAAGGAUUACAAUCAUCUGCCGGCGGAGAAUGUACCGUUUCGUAUUAAAGUUGUGGACGCCACCAAUUCAUCGAUCAUGAAAAUUGGCUUGCACCAUUUCGAAGGCUGCAAAAACAUAGACACCGUUAUAUUUCACAAAUGCAAGCAUUUGGAAAACGACGGACUGGAGGGAUUGGCAUACAUCAGCCAGUCGCUAACUCACCUACAGGUAUCCGGAUGUUAUAAUAUCAGGGACUCCGGCUUGGCCAUCAUAAGCCAACUGCAAAAUCUGAAGCAGUUGCUUAUCUUCGAUAUGCCCUUCGUCAAGAAUAUAGAUGAAGUGGCCAGAAGCCUGAAAAAAAGUCUGCCUGACUGUGACAUACAGGCCACAAAGCGUGGAAUAUAAUUUAAAAA
Drosophila navojoa is the source of this 817-nucleotide messenger RNA. RefSeq names its product ATP synthase subunit s, mitochondrial. The record is from RefSeq and is a predicted model, not a curated record. NCBI's taxonomy places the organism in Eukaryota, Metazoa, Arthropoda, Insecta, Diptera, Drosophilidae.